AUGGAAUACAGAAAUAAUGUCACAGAAUUUAUUCUUUUAGGAUUUUCUCAGAAAAGAGAAUUAGAGUUUCUCUGUUUUUUACUGUUUUUACUUUGUUACAUUGCAAUUUUGACUGGAAACCUGCUAAUCAUGAUCUCCAUCACCUGGAGUCCACUUAUCAACCAGCCCAUGUAUUUCUUCCUGAGCUACCUGUCACUCUCAGAUCUUUGCUACACCUCCACUGUUACCCCCAAGCUAAUCGUGGACUCACUAUCCACCAAGAAGUCCAUUUCCUACACUGGCUGCAUGACACAGCUCUUUACCAUGCACUUCUUUGGGGGCAUCGAGAUCUUCAUUCUCACAGGGAUGGCCUAUGACCGCUAUGUGGCCAUCUGCAAGCCCCUGCACUACACUGUCAUCAUGAGCAGACAGAAGUGUGAUAUCAUUAUUGCUGCCUCCUGUGUUGGGGGAUUCCUUCACUCCUUUGGUCAGUUUCUCCUGGCCGUCUUCUUACCCUACUGUGGUCCCAAUGAAAUAGAUCACUACUUCUGUGAUAUGUAUCCUUUGCUGAAACUGGCCUGCACUGACACAAGCAAAAUUGGUUUCUUGGUCAUCGCCAAUUCUGGACUGAUGGGCACUGUGAUUUUUGUGGUCCUGCUGAUAUCUUAUGCUGUGAUCUUAUGUACUGUCAGGUCUUACUCUGCAGAGAAUCGCCGCAAAGCCCUCUCUACUUGCAGUUCACAUAUCACUGUGGUCGUCCUGUUUUUUGCCCCUUUACUGUUUAUUUAUAUUCGACCAGCAACUACUUUACCUGAAGACAAAGUAUUUGCCCUCUUUUAUACUAUCAUUGCCCCCAUGCUCAAUCCUCUGAUAUACACACUAAGAAACACGGAGAUGAAGAAUGCCAUAAAAAAAUUGUGGGGCCAUAUCAUGGGAAGCAAAGAAAAUAGACUGAAAGGCUUCCCUGCAUUUCACCACACAGCUUCUUGA
This is a messenger RNA of Ictidomys tridecemlineatus (thirteen-lined ground squirrel), 969 nucleotides long. Its product is annotated as olfactory receptor 4P4. Gene Ontology annotation, biological process: G protein-coupled receptor signaling pathway. Gene Ontology annotation, cellular component: membrane. Gene Ontology annotation, molecular function: olfactory receptor activity; G protein-coupled receptor activity. The record is from RefSeq and is a predicted model, not a curated record. NCBI's taxonomy places the organism in Eukaryota, Metazoa, Chordata, Mammalia, Rodentia, Sciuridae.